Molecule: messenger RNA, 3301 nt
Organism: Tripterygium wilfordii
Lineage: Eukaryota; Viridiplantae; Streptophyta; Magnoliopsida; Celastrales; Celastraceae
Exons: 12
Coding region: 94-1395 (433 amino acids)
Source: RefSeq, a predicted model, not a curated record
GUGAUGGAGUCUAAACAAAUCUAAACUUUCAGCGACUGAGUUGAAACAAUCUUUCAGUGUUAUUAACUCGUCUCGAGAUAGACUCCCGGGAGAAUGCACAACUUGAAGAAGAGACGGCGAAGCGAUAGAGAGAUGGAGACACAAGUGAGAGAAUGCAUAAAAGAGUUGGUGAAAUUCACGCUCGAUUCUUACGUAAACGGAAACCUAGGGUUCGAUCUUGGCCUCUCAAAGGAGUUCUGCGUCAAUCUCCUCAUGGACGAUCCGGUCGAUCCUUCUCCUCAAUAUUCCUCCAACACCGAUUCUGCAGAUUCUCUGAAAGGAGUUCCCUGUUAUCCUUUACACAGGCAUCUUACAUCAGCUUUGUACCACUACAUAGUUUUAGGGGAGAUCUGUUCGACCCAUAAAUGUACGAUGUUAAUGAAUGAAGAUGUUCAUCUAAAGCAGAAAAAGAAUGGUUGGAACAAAUUGAUUGUGGUCGGUGGAUCUGAACUAGUAAAUGUUUUGAAAGCCAUAUCAUGCGAAUUCGAUGUUGAGGAGCCCUUUUUCUCUUUGUUUAAAGAUGGCCAGAAAACAGUUGAAGGAAGGUGCGCUAUUGGUGAUCAUGACAGAAUUAAACCCGGAGCUUUGAUUCUUCUGAACAAAAUUUUGGUGCUCGAAGUUCAGAAUGUAUACCGGUAUGCUUCUUUUUCUGAGAUGUUGGAAGCAGAGACUCUUGCAAAAGUCCUUCCUGGAGUGAAUACGGUUGAAGAGGGUGUCAAAGUUUAUAGGAAGUUUUGUCCAGAAGAGAAGGAGAGCCUCAAUGGUGUUAUUGCAAUUCAUGUUUCAAAAGUUGCUAGUCAGCCCUACCUUUCUUUGGCUACCAUGUUUUUGGGUUUAAGUUAUGGUGGUGUUCGAAACCUACUGGGUCUUGUGCAGACUGCUGGAACAAUUUCCGAUGGCCUCCCUCCACCAAGAUCAUCUCUACUUUCAUCUUUCAUGUUGCCGUUUAAUCCAAAAGUCAAAGGUAGUGUCUUAACUACUGGAGCUCGAGCCUUAAUGAAGCAUGCAGAACGAAGUAGCGACAGAUAUUGGGGUGGCAUCCUUGGAAAUGAUUAUGAUAAAAAUAGGCAUGCAAUGGAGGUCAUCAGUCGCCUAAUGUCCAAUUGUUGCUGGAUAAAUGUGCAUAUUGUUCCACCACACGGGGUUGUCUUUGAGAUCAGAGUAGCCAGUGGUUAUGGUGCGCGAUGGUCAAAGGAUGGAAACAAGGUUGAAAUUAUAUUCUUAAUGUGUCAUUUCAGUUCAUUGGAUUUCUUGAGCCUUACAUGGAUGACGGUCACUCAAAGGGAUGGAAGCAUUGAAGUUAGACGCGAUUUUGCUGUCGGUUUCCUUGAGCUACAUUGGAGUGUGCUUUUUUAAGCUUGAAUGAACUGUGCCUGUGCAAGCAGCCAGUCCCAAGCCUGGGAUAAGGCUUGAAUGAUGCUGAUGCUGAUGAUUUGUUUGCUUGAAUGGAUUCUUCAUUCAACUGUAUGCCUUAAUUGUAGUGCUAUAAAUUUGGUCAAUGCGACCUUUGUCUUCUAAAUGCUAGUUAUGCUUGUGUUUCUGAUUCCUUAUUAAUUUAUUCAUUUUUUUUAUAAAAAUUUGUGGGGUAAUUAUUGUGCCACAUUAUAGAAUUACUGUGUAAUGGUUUUAGUAAGUUCUUAUUUAGGAGAAAAUUCUCAACCAAAAUGUUGGACAGAAUCUUCACACAUGAACCAAAGAGAAAAACUAGGGACUUCAUGGUCUAGGUUUUGUACAAGAUUGAUGAGUUAGUGGAACCAUGUAACAUCAAUCUCAAAACUUUCACUGUUCCCUCUUUAGCCAGUGAACAGUGAAAGUUUUGAGAGUGAACCAAAGGAGAAAAACUAGGAACUUUAUGGUCUAGGCUUUGUACAAGAUUGAUGAGCUAGCGGAACCAUGUAACAUCACUCUCAAAAUUUUCACUGUUCCCUCUUUGGCCAGUGAGCACAUCAUGUGCCUCUUCUAAUUUUUUCUCAUGUCGCAAUCAUAAUUAUUAGAAUCCUCAUUUUUGAACUGUUCACUUUGCCUAAAAAGUGUUGGAUGCUGAAGGUACUCUGUGAUGGGCUUGUGCAUUGGAACAUCUCCAUGCACCAUUAGUUAGAAUUCUACUUAUGAUGAAUCCCAAGUAGAUGUCUGUCUUUACCUAAAGGACAAUUGAUGCGUAUGUUUUUUGUGGUUCUUGUGGGCUUAUGAAAUUAACUUGCUAACGAUGUUUUUGCUUCCUUAAUGAUUCCACCGGUGUCAUUGUUACCUGAAAGUUGAAACCCCUUUGGGCUUGGACAUGAUGCUUUCCGUGCCCCCUGGAUACGGUUAUUCAUUCAUGAUUUAUCUUUUAAACAGCCUUUGUGUUGGUCAUAUGAUAGAAAAGUUGAGGUUUAUUUUCCCUUUGCUUUUUAUUGGUACAUUUGUGAUUGCUGCUUAGUUGAUAUGCUGUUUAUUUAGUAAUGUGUGAGAUAAAUUGACUAGGUUAGUUUUGGUAUGCGGGAUUAAACUGGGAUUGGAUUGAACCAUACUAGACAAGUCUAGUCUUAGAUUGGAUUGGACUAAUAUUAAUGUUAUCCUGUAUUUGGUGAACAAUGAGGUGAAAGUCUUUAGACAAGUUUUUUUGCAUGGAUGCUAAUGAGGUAACCAUUUUUUUGUUUUAUGAUAAUAAAUAAACAAGUGCAUGAUAUGUGUGUAUGUAGGAUAUAUUUGUAUGAAUAUGUAAAUGUUAAUGUAUAUACAUUGGACCUACGUACUAGCCUACAAACUACGCAUGUCAGGCAAGUCUAUGAAAAAUCCAUGUGUGAACUCAUGCCUCCGGAGAUAAUUGAACCUUGGUGAGAGAGCGUGACUAGAAUGCACCUUACCACCAGGCCAACACUAUCAUUGGCCUUUGUUGUUCCCCUUUGAGUAUGAUAUAUACUUGGUAACUUGGCAUACACUUUGACUCAGGACAUUGAGGGAUUUUGUGCUGGGAAGCUGCCAAUGGAAGGACCACUUAAAUGUGGUAUUUGGUUAGAUGCGACAAAGCAUUUUUCUUAUCUUUUCUAAUCCUUUCUUUUUUAAUUUUAAGGUUCACUAGUUUGUUCAUAUGGUUUGUUGUUGACCUGCUUUUUCAAAGGCGUUGUUUUCAUGUGUUAUGUUUAUGUGUAAAAAGGCUGAUGGAGUUGUACUCAAAAGAACACCUUUUGACUUAAUUGUAUUUGUACCAACACCAGUACUGAAAUUUACAUGGUAGCAAGAGAGGUGAUUGAGUUAUUAUUGCUUAUGAAUUACUGAUAAA